This is a messenger RNA of Scomber japonicus (chub mackerel), 1040 nucleotides long. RefSeq lists its product as uncharacterized. The record is from RefSeq and is a predicted model, not a curated record. Lineage: Eukaryota; Metazoa; Chordata; Actinopteri; Scombriformes; Scombridae. The transcript has 5 exons. Bases 90 to 1040 code for a protein of 316 amino acids.
AAGAAGAGGUCCGAUGGGAGGAAGGAGAGGCAGCUGAACAAAGCAACUGCUGUGACGCAGCAGCUGGCGGACCCUCUACAAAUUGUUGCAUGAGGCACCAUCAGACCAGAGAGAGUCAGCAGGGCAGGGGGGAGUCAAACCCUGCAGCUCAGAGGGACGACCAGCAGGCAGUGACCCUCACUAACGGGGUUGACGGCAGCCACUCGAUGCGUCUCGAGUGCUGGUCCUGCAGUCCAGUGAGAAGGAAGGGCUGUGAAAGAGACCGGCCGUUCCUGAACCAGCACGCGGCCUGCGGACACGCUUACUGCUCCCUCCUCACUCCGGAGACUCCAGGAUGGGGAGAGAACAGCGAUUCGGGCCAGGGCACCUUCAGCCAGCCCACUGGGAAAGGAACCAACGAGCUGGAGGUGCCUCAUGCCAACCAAAGCCUUGAUGACGGCGACACAGACCCAGAUGACACCUCGGCCUUCGACUACUCCUCGGUCACCUCCUGCAGCCCCGAUGGCACCCUGCGUAGGGACAUGAUGGGCAGCAACAGCGGGGAGGAUGAAGAGGAGGACAGCCAGGUGCCGGUGCUUCUGAAGCCCUCGUACAGCCAGCAGCAGCAGUCCAGAGAUGCACCAAGAGAGAGGACUGUGUGUCUGAGGUGGCAGAUUCCCAGAUUAACCCCUCACCCUCCUCUGAGAACCCCUGCAGGGCAGUGUGCGGACAGGCCGGCGCCCUGCCUCGUCAGCUCCUACGGGAAGAGGCUGGUCAGUGUCAGGAAAGGGUCGCCACCUCUCCAUCCGAAAAGUGCCUUCAGGCCCAUCUGGGAUGACCCGUCCAAACAGGCGGAUUCGGCUCCAGAGAAGGACAACAGACAAGGCUUCGUGCCAAUCCAAGCUCCAGCGAGGCAGAGCUUUCAGAAUUUCAACCCGAGCAGAGAAAACCUGAGACCGAGCCUGGUUCAGCAGCGAGGCGGCCACGCUGCACCCCCGCAGAGCAGUGGAGGAUUGUGGGACGACAGUGAGGACAGCGAGGGACCCUGCAGCACCGUUUGA